Messenger RNA from Limanda limanda (common dab), 2183 nucleotides. It is a transcript of the gene septin2, whose product is annotated as septin 2. The transcript is spliced from 13 exons. Gene Ontology annotation, cellular component: septin ring; cell division site; synaptic vesicle. Gene Ontology annotation, molecular function: molecular adaptor activity; GTPase activity; GTP binding. The record is from RefSeq and is a predicted model, not a curated record. Gene Ontology annotation, biological process: cell division; cilium assembly; regulation of exocytosis. NCBI's taxonomy places the organism in Eukaryota, Metazoa, Chordata, Actinopteri, Pleuronectiformes, Pleuronectidae. The coding region runs from base 141 to 1214 and encodes 357 amino acids.
UGUGAGCUAAAGGAAGCUGCAGCAGCGGAAUCUGAAGAAUUCGAGGUGUCCGCCAAGUCUCUGCUGCUCACCGACCCCUUCCAGCCCGUCUGUAGCUCUGUGCACCGUCGGGACUGCAAAGGUUGAACAAGGAGAACAAGAUGUCUCAGGCCGACAAAAUGAAGCAGGGCCAGUUCACCAACCCUGAGACCCCAGGGUACGUUGGAUUCGCCAACCUGCCUAAUCAGGUUCAUCGCAAGUCUGUAAAAAAAGGAUUCGAGUUUACGUUGAUGGUUGUAGGUGAGUCUGGACUUGGAAAAUCCACCCUGAUCAACAGCCUCUUUCUUACUGACCUUUACCCGGAGAGAGUCAUACCUGGAGCUGCAGAAAAGAUAGAAAGGACGGUUCAGAUCGAGGCGUCCACUGUAGAAAUUGAGGAGCGAGGAGUGAAGCUCCGUCUCACGGUUGUAGACACACCAGGAUACGGAGAUGCUAUCAACAGCCAGGACUGUUUUAGCACUAUUAUCAGCUACAUCGAUGACCAGUUUGAACGCUACCUCCAUGACGAGAGCGGUCUGAAUCGUAGACACAUCGUUGACAAUAGAGUUCACUGCUGCUUCUAUUUCAUCUCCCCGCUCGGCCACGGCCUGAAGCCCCUGGACGUCCAGUUCAUGAAGGCCAUUCACAACAAGGUUAAUGUGGUUCCUGUCAUCGCCAAGGCCGACACUCUCACCCUCAGAGAGAGGGAGAGGCUCAAGCGCAGGAUUCUGGAUGAGAUCGAUGAACAUGGUAUUAAGAUUUACCACCUUCCUGAUGCUGAGUCGGAUGAGGACGAAGACUUCAAAGAGCAAACUAGGAUCCUGAAGGCCAGCAUCCCGUUCGCAGUUGUAGGAUCCAACCAGCAGAUCGAGGCCAAAGGGAAGAAGGUGAGGGGCCGCCUGUACCCCUGGGGAGUGGUGGAGGUGGAGAACCCAGAACACAAUGACUUCCUCAAGCUGCGGACCAUGCUGAUAACCCACAUGCAGGACCUACAGGAAGUGACCCAGGACCUGCACUAUGAGAACUUCCGCUCAGACCGCCUCAAGCGGGGUGGCAGAAACGGACCGGAGCCGGAGGAAAUGGACAAGGAUAUGAUCCUGCAGGAGAAGGAGGCUGAGUUGAGACGGAUGCAGGAUAUGAUCACCAAGAUGCAGGCCCAGAUGCAGAAGCAGGGAGACGGAGAGGGGGACGUGUGAACAGUCCAUGGUGUUUGAGCCACCGCUCAUGUCUGAACAGAGAGGAGUGACUCGUACUGAUUGCCACUAUCUUCAUUCAGUCCCACAUGGGAUCUGGAGUUUUUUUUAAAAUAUACAUACAGUAAGAUAUAUUCAUAUAUAUUAGUGUUAUGGUUAUAUAUUUACACACGGUUCUAUUUCUUUUUUUUAUGUUUUGUUGUCUGUUUUUUAAAAACUUAUGCCAGUUACUCAAAUGAAGUCAUGUGACCCAUCUUACAAAAAUUGUGAAGUAUAUUUUUUAAUACAAAUCCAUUGGGAUCUUCUGUUACUUCUCCAGUUUGUCCUUACCUUUUUUUUUGCAUUUCAACAUUCAUUUUGUCAAACAUGAUUUAAGAUAACCACACAAGCUUCCCAUCAUAUAGGGUUCACUCAGCUCAGCUUUAUGUUAUCUCAUCGUAUGCAUGCAACUCUCUCAGCUCCUCCCUUAUUUUCCCCUCGAGUGCAGUUCUCAGAUCAGUGUCAUGAAGUAAAACUGCCCCGAAGUGUUGUGAAGCUCUGUUUGAGUUUGAUCUGAAAGAACCCAUGACCUCCUACAGUCUUCCUGUAGAACUGACCAAUGAAGGACAGACAAAUGAGGUGUUUUUGUUUUUUUUUACUGUGACACACCUCUGUUUGGUGCAUCUUUGAAUUGGAUGUAUUUACCUAAUAUCUCCUCUCUAUCGUAAAGUGAAGUCCUGUGCCAGGGGGCAUUUUGUUUCAUUGAGAUUUACGCAGUAUCAACUUUCAUGUGUCCCGACUGCUGAGUACCUUCUGGUUUCCAUGGCCACAGAGGUUAAUGGUGACCUGACAAGGUCAAUGUAGCUAAACUUUCCCCCUCACCAGCCAAGAUGUGUUCUUGACAUUCCUCUUUGUGCGGUUUUUAUCCAAUAUUAAAGUACCAAAUAUUGUUCUUGAUACAUAUAUUGUAAUAAAGGUUUUAUUAAACUUGAA